AUGUAUCGGAAGUUGUCUAAGUUAGAACACUCGGAAAUAAAACAACUUCUAACAGAAGCUAACAUAGAAGUUGCAAAACAUUACGCGACAAACAAAAAAGCACUCGCUGACAUUCUCAAUGACUACAAUGGUGAAAUAACUUAUGAUAGAAUUCAUGAGUUCAUAAAUGCAAGAGCAUUUCCUUUAAAUGACGUUGCUAUUGACUUAUAUCAUAGACGUUCAAUACCUCAUGAAGUAAGGCGUGAGAUGUUUGACAUAACAAAUGCGAACGUUGGUCAUACUCGUAAAGCUCUUUCUCAUGAAGUAAGGCGUGAGAUGUUUGACAUAACAAAUGCAAACGUUGGUGAAACAAGAAGAAGAGACGACACACUGAAACAACAGAGAAGAGAGAUGUUUAAAAGUGCUAUAGAACAAGUUCGCAAAGCUAACGAUGUCAUUCGUUCCAUUGACGACAAACCAAAAGAAGGUGAGAGAUGGUUAAAGAAAGAUGAAGAGAAUAGGAAGAGGAAUGUUAAGACAGGCAAUAGACUCAUUGACUUUAACAUCGAAUCUUUAG
Molecule: messenger RNA, 556 nt
Organism: Trichomonas vaginalis G3
Lineage: Eukaryota; Parabasalia; Trichomonadida; Trichomonadidae
Product: organellar and viral DNA polymerase type B
Exons: 1
Source: RefSeq, a predicted model, not a curated record